This is a messenger RNA of Nerophis lumbriciformis (worm pipefish), 1227 nucleotides long. The record is from RefSeq and is a predicted model, not a curated record. NCBI's taxonomy places the organism in Eukaryota, Metazoa, Chordata, Actinopteri, Syngnathiformes, Syngnathidae.
AUGAAGACCGCGUCUCGAUCCGGUCGGUUGUCGUGGCAGCAUCGCCUGCCACUGCCGGCCACCCUGGCCUUGCGCUACCUGCGCUCGGCGCGGCGCGAUGCCUACGUCAGCUUUCUCGGUCUGCUGGCGUUUGGCGGGGUCGCCCUCGGCGUGGCGGCCAUGGUGUUGGUGCUGGCGGCGCUAUCGGGUCUGCAGAGCUUCCUGCGCCAAGACGUGAUGGCCCGCACACCCCAUCUGGAGAUCGAGCUGGCGGCACCUGACGGCGAGACUCCCAACGCCAGCACCACUCUGUUGGCCGAGCUCGGCGCGGUCGACGGGGUGGUGGAGGUCCAUCGCCUGCUACGCGGCCGCGGCUGGGUAAUGGCCGACGGUCAGCCUCAGGCGGUGCAGUUGAUCGGUUUCGAGGGCAACCUGCCGCAGUUUUUUGCCGACGCCACCGGCCGGGCCGAGGGGCUUUAUUUGAGUGAUCGCUUGGCAGCGGUGUGGGGGCUGAGCCCCGGCGACCCGGUGCAGGUGGUGUCGCCGCGCCCGACCCUGACUCCGCUGGGGCCCCAGCCACGGAUUCACCGCUUGCGGCUGGCGGGCACUUUUGCGGCUGGCCAGACCGAAGAUCACGAACAGCGCCUGGCCUUGCCGAUCGAGACCGCGCGGCGGCUCCUGGGCGAUACCGGCGAGCGCCUGGAGGUGCGGGCGGCGGGCUUCGACGAAGCCCUGGCCCUGGCCGGGCCGUUGCGCCAGCGCCUGCCCGCCGGCAGCCGGCUGCGCACCUGGAGCGAGCUCAACCGGCCGCUGUUCUUCGCUCUACGUUUGGAGAAGUCGUUGAUGUUCGUGUCGCUGUUCUUGAUCGUGCCGGUGGCGGGUAUGGCCCUGGUGACGGUGCUGGCGCUGCUGAUCUCGAGCAAGCGAUCAGAGAUCGGCAUGCUGCAAGCGAUGGGCUUCGGUCGCCGUCGGGUGCGGCGGGUGUUCCUGCUGCUGGGUAGCGGCUUGGCCCUGGGCGGCAUGCUCAGCGGAGCGCUGUUGGGUAUCGUCGGCGCCAAGCUGCUCGACCGCUUCCAGGUGUUAUCGCCGCCGGGCGACGUGUAUUACCUGCAGCACAUUCCGUUUCAUAUCGAGGCCGGCGACCUGUUGGCGGUGGCCCUGGCGACCAGCCUGCUGACCCUGAGCUCGACCCUGUGGGCGGCCCGCCGUGCCGCCGCCUUGCGACCGGUGGAGGCGCUGCGCCGAUGA